AUGCUGAAUCUGAGAUGGCAACACUGGACCCCGGACACUGAUGUGCUGGAGUGGACGGGAAUCUCAUCUGCGCCCACCUCGCAGCGCAAAGGCUCCAUCGUCCCUGACCUACCCACACUGCCAGCAGACACUCCGAGCACCGAUCGGCCUUUUGGUCAUCUUCGUACCAACUUCAAAGUCCUGACGACACCAGCUGCUGUCUCCCCGAACAGCUCUGCCUCAUCCACCACGCCGACAAUUAACACUGAUCGCACUCCCGAACCGCCACUAACAUCCUCCUCCCUGUCCUCCUCUAUUGCCUCAAAAUCCGCUACGGCGGCUCCUGUACCCACCAUCACUACACACAAUUCUGACACACUGACAAACAUUCAACCCACUCACCAACAGUUCCACUAA
Messenger RNA from Spirometra erinaceieuropaei, 396 nucleotides. NCBI's taxonomy places the organism in Eukaryota, Metazoa, Platyhelminthes, Cestoda, Diphyllobothriidea, Diphyllobothriidae. The record is from the annotation of a GenBank genome assembly.